Didymodactylos carnosus is the source of this 1019-nucleotide messenger RNA. Lineage: Eukaryota; Metazoa; Rotifera; Eurotatoria; Philodinida; Philodinidae. The record is from the annotation of a GenBank genome assembly.
AUUAUAAUGUCCAACUGGAAUUCGAAGGUUACAAAUUAAAAGGUAAACAAGAAUUACUAUUAUUCGUUAAAAACCGCGAAUCUUUCGUUAUCCUCUUUGGAUCGUCGAACUAGCCAUCGACAUUAUGUUCUCUUGAUUUCCAGUUAGUGGUGCCUCGUCGUUUACCACCUCAAUUUUGUAUUAUGCUCCGUAACGUUGCUCCUGACCUGGAUACGAGUCAGUUGUUAAUGGAAUUGCAACAAGUUUAUCGGGAUAUAAUCAAUGCAUCUCGCAUAUUCAACAAAGAUAAUGGACAAACAACGCUUGUUAGAUUGGAUAUUCAAAGUGUUAAAAUCAUAGAUGAAUUACUAAGAAAAAAAUUUGUAUAUUUGUAUCAUUCACGUCACCCAGUGAGUGAAUGUAAAAUAUGUGGUUUGGAAGUAGACGAUCUCAAGAAACAUCGGGAAGAAGAUUGUGAUAAUCUAUCAAAAUGUGUAAGAUGUAAUGACAGUCACGAUUCGAAUGACAACAGAUGUCCAACGAUUAAAUCUUACCGUUCCAUAUUAACAAAACAAUUAUUAAGAACAACCGAAACGAAGCAGGACAAGGAUAAAGGAACCGUAUUUCAACAUAACAAUAAUGAUUUUCCCCCAAUGGAUGCGAUGGUGAACAUCAAUCGUUACAAUAGAAACGGAUGGGUGGAUAGGAAUAAUGAUGAACGGUUAUCCAGAUUAGAAAAAAAUGUGGGUGAGAGGGGCGAAGAGAUUAACAGACUAUUAAAGGUUGCAGAACAACAUGAUGAACAACUACGUCAAAUGCAGCAUGUAAUCCAGCAUCAACAAACCCGGCUAGAACAAUAUGCUCAAAAUUUAACGCUACUUAACGUGGAUAUUAAAUUUUAUAACGAAUUUUUAGGUCAGUUUAUUACCCCAGUCUGUCAAGCGAUGCUAGAAAUUAUUCCAGCAUUAGUCAAUAAACAAACGCUGAAUACAGACACGACAGCAUCACUAAUUAGCCUAUAUGAUAAACUCGCGGACUAG